AUGGCUGUAGAAGAGAUUGUUACUGAUUCCUCUCUGCUGCCGGUGCUUGCAGCUAGCUCUAAAACGGUCUCUGAAUGUCAAAACCUCCUUGCUUUACUUGACCCAACCGCCAUCACUGCGCCGCUACCCAAGGAGACCACUCUAAGCAUCUCGAAGCAGCAGAAACUAGUUUUUUCAUUGCUUGCUCAGCUACGAGGCCUGAAUCGCGAUGCUGUUUUUAACGUCCGAUCAACGAAGCAAGCUACUGCAGAAGCUCGCCAGGAGGUCGAUCGGCUUCACUUGCAUCUCCAGAACUUAUACUAUGAGCAACGACAUCUGAGUGGGGAGAUUGCUGCAUGCGAGUCAUAUGAUCACUCCUACAUGUCGCUGCCCUUGAUUCCUGUCGAGGAGUUCCUCAAACUUUAUCCAGAGCAUGUCGACUGCGACCAAAACGAACUUAUGGUUGCACGUAUAAACCAUGAGCACGCUGAGCGCGAAAAACUGGAGCAAGCUAGGCAAGAACUCUUGAAACGGAAGCAAGCCCUAAUAGCGGAGAAUAAGAAACGAAGAGACGAUCUUGCUAGCCUAGACGCAGACUUGGAACGUUUCAUUGAUGCUGCUAAACCAAUUCAAAAACUAUUCGAAAAGGAAUACGCUGUGGGAAACCGCAAGACCAUUGUCGAUGAGAAGUGA
This is a messenger RNA of Ophidiomyces ophidiicola, 672 nucleotides long. RefSeq lists its product as uncharacterized. NCBI's taxonomy places the organism in Eukaryota, Fungi, Ascomycota, Eurotiomycetes, Onygenales, Onygenaceae. Gene Ontology annotation, biological process: positive regulation of DNA-templated transcription, elongation; mRNA export from nucleus. The coding region runs from base 1 to 672 and encodes 223 amino acids. The record is from RefSeq and is a predicted model, not a curated record. Gene Ontology annotation, cellular component: THO complex part of transcription export complex. Gene Ontology annotation, molecular function: mRNA binding. The transcript is spliced from 3 exons.